AUGAACCGUAAACGUCGUCACGCCGGCAAAGGAGCAACCCAGCCAAAGAAGAAGGCACGGCGGGGAAAUAUCAUUUUAGUUGACCCCAGUGGUCCGCCUUCCUCUAGCGCUCAAACGGGCAGAACUGUCUCUGCUUCCAUCAACACUCCCGCUCUCCCCAUCACCCCUGCCGGCCAUGCCGCUCCUGAUGUCCCGGCAGGUUUGUCCGCUGAACAGCACGCAUGGCUUGAAUCUAAUAUCAACCUGGAGGGAAGCACCGCACCUUCAUUUGUGUUAGUCAUGCUCAGAUUCAGACAACGGUUUCACAUUCCGAUUACCUUCGGUGGCGUCUGCAACAAAUAUUACUCCAUGGUGUUUAUGAACUGCGUAAAUGAAACGCCAAGGCAUCAGCGACCGGUCCCCACUGAUAACUAUCACUACCUUCGACUCCAGUACUUUGUGGCCUUUGAAGACCAUGUUACAGUUCCUGGGGAUGAUGAGAUGGAACAAUCAUACGUACGGGACGGAUUUCCAAGCCCAGGUGAAGCGUGCUUCAAUAAACCACCAACGAGAAGAAUGCAUCCGAUUCACCCAAAGUACACAUGCAUCACACAAGUAUUAUGGGAAAACCGCUACACAUGGAAGCAAAUAAUGUGGCUCUUUGGCGUCCAGGAGGAUGAAGCGACGUUCAAAACUAAUGACCGAAUCUGGAAUAUUAACCGUCCGGGAUUCUUGGAAAGAUGGGCCAAGAUUACAUGA
This is a messenger RNA of Morchella importuna, 738 nucleotides long. RefSeq lists its product as uncharacterized. The transcript has 2 exons. The record is from RefSeq and is a predicted model, not a curated record. Bases 1 to 738 code for a protein of 245 amino acids. Lineage: Eukaryota; Fungi; Ascomycota; Pezizomycetes; Pezizales; Morchellaceae.